UUUGAGAGAUCUCUACCUAUGGGCUUUAGCAAUUCAAGAGUGAGUAGUACUACUCUCCUUUCUUGUAUUUCUCUUCCAUGUUUAUACUUGUUUCUAUUAUUACCAAAUUGCAUAGCAAUAGAUACCAUCAGUGCAAGUCAAUCAAUAAAAGAUGGAGAAACCUUAGUAUCAGCUGGAGGCAUUUUUGAAUUAGGGUUCUUCAGUCCUGCUAAUUCUGCUAACCGAUAUGUUGGGAUCUGGUACAAGAACACCUCAUAUACACAAGUUGUAUCGGUCUUAAACAGCAAGAAACCGAUUUCGGAUUCCGGUGGAAGUUUGGCCAUCAACAGUACUAUUGGUAAUCUUAUUCUUUUAGAUGGGAAACAAAAUCUCAUUUGGUGUACAAAUGCUUCAUCCACUUUGUCUCGUACUGAUGAUACUCUUGCAGCAACACUUGAAGAUACAGGAAACUUUGCCCUUAGAGAAAACAAUUCAAGUAGAUCUAUUGUCCUUUGGCAGAGUUUUGAUUAUCCUUCCAAUACUUUGAUACCAAACAUGAAGCUUGGAGGCAACAACGAACUCGGAAUAAGUCUUACAUUAACAUCUUGGGAAAGCGAAAGCAAUCCUGCUCCAGGGAAUUUUUUUUUACGCCGGAAUCGAAGACCAUUACAACAAAUAUACAUCAUGAGUGGGUCGGCUGCAACCAUCAUGAAUGGCUCAAAUGAAGUCAAGCACUGGAAUUCCGGUCCAUGGAAUGGCCAGAACUUCGUCGGAAUACCGGGAAUGAAUCUAAAUUACAUUAAUGGUAUCACCUUCAGCUACGAUGGCAAUGGGGGUGAGUACUACACGAUUUCAUCUCCCGGUGAUUCGAGUAUUUCGAUUGGGGUUCUUGAUUCUUCAGGAAAUUUUGAGACAAAAGAGUGGGAUGAACAGAAGAAGAUAUGGGUCAAUACAUGGUAUGCAAUCAAUAGUGAAUGUGAUGUUUAUGGUACAUGUGGGGGUUUUGGAGUUUGUAAUAUUAAGAUGGAAUCAUCAUCUAUUUGUAGUUGCAUGAAAGGGUUUCAACCUAAGGAUCAAGAGAAAUGGAGAAAGGGAAACUGGAGUGAUGGAUGUGUGAGAAGUGAUCCAUUAGAGUGUGGUUCUAGUAAUGAAGGGUUUCUGAAAUUGGAAGGAGUGAAGUUGCCAGAUCUUGCAGAUUAUAUAAAAGUUGAGGACGUGAAUGAAUGCAAUGAUAGAUGCCUCAAAAAUUGUUCUUGUGUUGCAUAUGCAUAUAUUAGUGGACCAGGAUGUUUAGUUUGGAGCGCAGACUUGAUUGAUGUUCAGCAGUUCUCUUCCGGUGGCCAGGACCUUUUUCUCCGUCUUCCAUCUUCAGAACUGGGUACUCAUGUUCACAUUGGGGAAUAUGGUGUCCACUGGAAUUUCUUUUUUACACUUGCAGCCGUAUCCAUUCUAACGUUCAUGGCUAACAUUCAGACUCAAAAUUGUGGUACUUUAGGUUCAUCAAUUCUCUUAGGAUAUCAAACAUGCUUGUUGUAUGGGUUAAAUGAGUAUCUGCUUUCUAGUAGAAGGGGAAAAGACAUUAUUAGCCAAAAUAAGGAGGGCAUAUUUAGUAUAUUUGGAUAUUGGGGUCUUUAUCUCGUUGGUAUCCAAUUGGGAAACUAUCUAUUCUUUGGAAAUGAUUCCACUUCUAUGAGGAACAUUCAAUGGGCGAGGAAGAGAGUCUGGAUUCUUACUUUCUUGUUUUGGUUCCUGACUAUAAUUUUGGAUAAGCACGUUGAAAAAGUUUCUCGCAGAAUGUGUAACCUGGCAUAUGUUACAUUUGUAUUGGCACAAAACUUUCAGGUGUUAGGACUUCUAUUGCUUUCAGAUUUCACCGGUGGACAAAAGAUAUCGGUACUAGAAGAAGCAUUCAACCGGAAUUUACUGGCAUCAUUUCUAAUGGCAAAUGUCCUUACUGGGGUGAUAAACUUGUGUGUGGAUACCAUCUCAGCUUCAUCAGUCACUGCCUUCAUCAUCUUGCUCAGCUAUGCUUUUGUUCUAUCUGUUCUCACAGGAUCUGCAGAGUUUGUUGGCAUUGGAUUGAAAUUUUGGUAAACUGGUUUCUGUAAGCUGGGUUCUAGUAUUAAUUCAAUAUCUUGGAACCAAAAUCCUGUGUAAAUAUGUUUUUGUGGGAGGGAGUUGAAAUGAAUCAGUUGCUUCAACGAUCUGAACAGGAAUGAGGUACAGGCUGUGCCUUUUUUUGGGGAGAAAAGAGAAUAAAAGGGGCAAAAUUGAUUUGCAGCCCGAAUGAGGUACAAGCUGUGCCUUUUGGGGGAGGAAAGAGAAUAAAAGGGACAAAAUUGAUUUACAGCCGAAUGUAAGUGUGACCACUUUCAUAAUUAUCUAUAACAUUGACACAGGGAUUCAGGGAGACUGUACAAAGAGAACUCUACUGCUUUCAAGGGCUAUUGUAAGUGAGACCUCUUUCAUAGGAUUUCAAUUUUACCCAAUAUGAGGAACGAUAUCCGUUGAUGAAUGAUUAUACAAUAGCGGUCCUUCUGAAUUGAUUAUUCUACAUUUCUUAGUGUA
Macadamia integrifolia is the source of this 2547-nucleotide messenger RNA. RefSeq names its product S-locus-specific glycoprotein S13-like. The transcript has 9 exons. The record is from RefSeq and is a predicted model, not a curated record. Gene Ontology annotation, biological process: recognition of pollen; GPI anchor biosynthetic process. Gene Ontology annotation, molecular function: acyltransferase activity. Bases 19 to 2073 code for a protein of 684 amino acids. Gene Ontology annotation, cellular component: membrane. Lineage: Eukaryota; Viridiplantae; Streptophyta; Magnoliopsida; Proteales; Proteaceae.